AGUUGGCUCAAACAAACUGGUGAAUUCUCACUCUAGGCAUAAAUUCCGGGAUUCUCCACUCCACCCAUCUUUACUUUCUCCCUCUCUUUUAUUUUUGAAAAAACCUCCGCCUCCGCGCCACAGCGGGAGGGGAAGCAGAUAAUUCACUCUCAUUUUUUUCAACAUUGAUCCUAACCCUAAUUUUCGUCGGACUUAGGUGAAAAGAAAAGAAAAAGAGAAAAUGCCUAGAGAAAUUAUCACUCUCCAAGUGGGACAAUGCGGGAACCAGAUCGGGAUGGAAUUCUGGAAACAACUAUGCCUCGAGCACGGCAUCAGCAAAGAAGGCAUUCUUGAGGACUUCGCUACUCAGGGAGGUGACAGGAAAGAUGUCUUUUUCUAUCAAGCUGAUGAUCAGCAUUACAUACCUCGAGCCUUAUUAAUAGAUCUGGAACCCAGAGUGAUCAAUGGAAUUCAAAACAGUGAAUAUAGAAAUCUAUACAAUCAUGAGAACGUCUUUGUUUCAGAUCAUGGUGGAGGUGCUGGAAACAAUUGGGCCAGCGGAUAUCAUCAGGGGAAAGGGGUUGAAGAGGAUAUAAUGGACAUGAUUGAUAGAGAAGCUGAUGGAAGUGAUAGUCUUGAGGGAUUUGUUCUAUGCCAUUCAAUUGCUGGAGGAACAGGCUCAGGUAUGGGUUCAUAUUUGUUGGAGACUCUAAAUGAUCGUUAUAGUAAAAAACUGGUUCAGACAUACAGUGUGUUUCCCAACCAGAUGGAGACAAGUGAUGUGGUGGUCCAGCCCUAUAACUCACUGUUGACAUUGAAGCGACUAACACUAAAUGCUGAUUGUGUUGUUGUUCUUGACAAUACUGCACUGAAUAGAAUUGCUGUGGAGCGCCUACAUCUACAAAAUCCCACAUUCGCUCAAACUAAUUCUUUAGUUUCUACUGUAAUGUCUGCAAGUACAACCACUUUGCGCUAUCCGGGAUACAUGAACAAUGACUUGGUUGGCCUUCUCGCCUCUUUAAUUCCAACACCAAGAUGUCAUUUUCUUAUGACAGGAUACACACCACUCACUGUGGAGCGUCAGGCUAAUGUGAUCCGUAAAACUACUGUACUAGAUGUUAUGAGAAGACUUCUGCAGACAAAAAAUAUUAUGGUUUCUUCUUAUGCUCGAACAAAAGAAGCCAGUCAGGCAAAGUACAUUUCAAUAUUGAAUAUUAUUCAAGGAGAAGUUGACCCUACUCAGGUACAUGAAAGUUUGCAGAGGAUUCGUGAAAGAAAGCUUGUCAAUUUUAUCGAGUGGGGCCCUGCAAGUAUUCAGGUUGCUCUCUCUAGAAAGUCUCCAUAUGUUCAAACUGCCCAUCGGGUUAGUGGUCUCAUGCUAGCAAGCCAUACUAGUAUCAGGCAUCUCUUCAGUAAAUGCCUGAGUCAAUAUGAGAAGUUGAGAAAAAAGCAAGCCUUUCUUGACAACUACCGGAAGUUUCCGAUGUUUGCUGACAAUGAUCUUUCAGAGUUUGAUGAAUCAAGAGAUAUAAUUGAGAGCUUAGUUGAUGAAUACAAGGCUUGUGAGUCCCCAGAUUAUAUCAAAUGGGGAAUGGAGGAUCCUGACCAUGUUCUGACAGGAGAAGGCAAUGCUACUGGAACUGUGGAUCCUAAAUUAGCAGUGUGAACAAACCAAGGAAGGUAGAGUUGUAUUUUCCUUGAAAGUUUCUGUGGGCUUAUCAGUAUUCCUUUAUUGUAGUAAAAGUAGUUCUUUAAUAUGAAUUUAUAGGAUCAUAUAGAUUGUUUUGAUGUGUUUGUAAAUUGUUGAUAUGAACAGUCUUUGAAGCAUAUAGUUGCAUUCCAAUGGGCCUUAAUGGGGGAAAUUUUUUAGAUGCUUGAGCAGUGAUUUCUUCUGGAAGUUGUAUGUUUUCUCCUUGGCGUUCAUGUGAGAUCUUGUUAUGGUUCUCCCCAGUGGUUCUGUAAUCUGAAAUCAGUUCUCAUAAUGCCCAAAAUUUUUGUUUCCUUAACCAUGGAUUUUCAAGGACUAAAAAUAAAAUUCAAGACCUAUGUUCCGUUUCAAGCUGUCCAAUGAAUGGCAGGCAGUAAACCAAAAAUGAAUAAAAAAUUAUCCACUUAAUGCUCUUGUUAC
Messenger RNA from Mangifera indica (mango), 2107 nucleotides. RefSeq names its product tubulin gamma-1 chain. NCBI's taxonomy places the organism in Eukaryota, Viridiplantae, Streptophyta, Magnoliopsida, Sapindales, Anacardiaceae. The transcript has 11 exons. Bases 221 to 1645 code for a protein of 474 amino acids. Gene Ontology annotation, biological process: cytoplasmic microtubule organization; mitotic sister chromatid segregation; meiotic spindle organization. Gene Ontology annotation, cellular component: gamma-tubulin complex; cytoplasm; nucleus. The record is from RefSeq and is a predicted model, not a curated record. Gene Ontology annotation, molecular function: GTP binding; structural constituent of cytoskeleton.